Messenger RNA from Serpula lacrymans var. lacrymans S7.9, 430 nucleotides. RefSeq lists its product as uncharacterized. Lineage: Eukaryota; Fungi; Basidiomycota; Agaricomycetes; Boletales; Serpulaceae. The record is from RefSeq and is a predicted model, not a curated record. The transcript is spliced from 2 exons. The annotation marks the transcript as partial.
AACUCGAAUCCAGACUUCUUCUCUAAAUCUCAAGUUCACUACUCUGCUACUUGUGAUCCAGUGUGGUCACAACACUUCCCACUGCUACCACUGUUAACUGCUGUCAUUGUCACUCGUCACUUUUUGAAAGUAAUUGUCAUCCCUUUUGAUUAAAGUCCUUCUGAGCACUACAGUCUGUGCGUCAGGAGCCUGCUAUCACUGGGAACUUUGUCACCCCGUCACUUUGUCAUUCUCAAACCUACCUUGUGCUACGAUUAGCAAGGUAGUGCUUGUCUAUACUCGCCACAAAGCCCCUAUCUUCUACAUUCCAACUAUCCCUCCUCCUCAAAACCCACACCCAUACAUUUCUGGGUUUUACUUUGAAGGAUCCCCAUGAACAACCAGAGCACCCACUGUUCUAAAAGGCAAAGCCCAUAAACAAGUUCCGUGG